ACUUCAACAAUUUUAUGAUCAUAUUAUAUUUGAAAUUUUUACACAAUAUAUUUUUUAUUGUUCACAUUGUGUGUGCUCAGAUGUAAAAUCCUUAACAGUAGUAAAUAUUUUAAUACUUCUAUAAGUAAAUAGUGCCCAUUGUGCAUGGGAGGCAUCUAGUAAAUAUUUAUUGAUUGAUUACAAAUGGUUAUGAUAAAGGGCAAAAUAAAUGAUACAGCGGAUUUAUAUCUGCUAUUUAGCAGAUUGUAGAUUUAUAUAACAUGCUAAUUGAGUCAAAAAGGGAAUUAGAUAAGAGGGAGAUUACUGUGAAGAGACAGUCUUGUAUGGGAUAUGUGACUUACAACCAACCACAAACAAGGGAAAGAAAUAGUGAAUAUGGGAGCUACCCAAUGCAGAAAAUACUGUCAUUAUGGUGAACUUUAUUACACACCGGGAUAGCAUAGGAUUAUAAAAUAAUAGUAAUUGCAGACUUGGAAGGAUUGUCUCCACCCCUUUAUUUUAUAAAUAAUACAACUGAGUUGAAAAAGUGUCUCAAGUGUAGAGGGAAUGGGAGGAAGAACUUGGUCAAAUUUCCAUGAGCUUAGGGCUAGGACUUGAUCAUACUUUUCUGAUUCCAAGUGUAAUGUCUUUCCACCAUUCCAUGAACCAUGAAAAGUUAGCAUGACCAAUGAAUUUUAGAUGUAAAUUAUCUGGAAUUGUUUUUGCUAUGUUGCAUGAGCUCUAUUCAUGUGUAGAUUCUGCAGCAUACAUCUCUUUCCUGGCCUUGUCCUUCUCCACCAUAUGCUUUCACUGCUCAGGCUUUGUGAUCACCUCCACUCCCUGGGCUGGGCUACAAAGGUGGGAUAAUUUUAGGGUUUCUACAUUAUUUUCUCUCCUUAUGAGGAAAAGGUGAAUAUAAUCUGAUAAAACUACAAUAGCAUGAGGCUGAACGUGAGAGAGUAUGCAUAACGGUAAUAUAUUGCACAUGGAAGAAAUAAAAAAGGUAAGAAAAAUAAAGGUCAUCAGAAGUUGCUUGAGGUUUGGGGAGAACUACGGCCAGGAAUAACAAACUGUGAGGGAGAAAUCAAUGAAUUCAUCUGCAUUUCCUCUUUUUUUCCCUCAUGUUAUUCCAGUGCAUUUAGCAUUUGUUUUUGCCUGAUCUUCUUUUAUCACAACCUGUAGAUUGUUAGGGAGUCUAGGAAAUUAGAAGCAGUGCUUUGUGACAGUGAGUUACUGCCUAUUUUCUGCAACUACAGUUUAAGGGGGUUAUAUAGAGAUAUUUCGGCUUUGUGAGUUAAAGCAAUAUUUUUUCCUUACAGUUUGAAACUCAUGCAAUCAGACACUCCCCACAAAGUAUGAUUUUCUCUUUACUCUCCUUUCCAGGUAAUGCUAGAGUCAGCUCUGCUCACAGAGGCAAUGGAUGGAGCCAACCUCUCUGUGGUGUCUGAGUUUGUGUUCCUGGGACCCUCUAACUCAUGGGUGAUCCAGCUUCUUCUUUUCCUCUUUUCCUCUGCGUUCUACAUGGCAAGGCUGCUGGGAAACCUCCUCAUUGUGUUCUCUGUAACUUCUGACUCUAACUUACACUCCCCUAUGUAUUUCCUGCUGGUCAAUCUCUCCUUUCUUGACCUGGGAGUUUGCUCUAUUGCAGCCCCCAAAAUGAUUUAUGCCCUUUUUAGAAAAUGCAAAGCCAUCUCUUUUGGGGGCUGUAUAACUCAGAUCUUCUUUAUUCAUGCUGUUGGGGGCACGGAGAUGGUGCUGCUCAUAGCCAUGGCCUUUGACUGACAUGUGGCCAUAUGUAAGCCCCUCCACUACCUGACCAUCAUGAACCCACGAAUAUGCAUUUUAAUUUUGGCUGCUGCCUGGAUCCUUGGCCUCAUUCACUCAGUGGCCCAACUGGCUUUUGUCAUAGACUUGCCCUUCUGUGGCCCUAAUGUAUUGGACAGCUUUUGCUGUGAUCUCCCUCAGCUCAUUAAACUUGCUUGUACAGAGACCAAUAGACUGGAGUUCAUGGUCACAGCCAACAGUGGACUCAUCUCUGUGGGGUCUUUCUCCAUAUUAAUUAUUUCUUACAUCUUCAUUCUGGUCACUGCUCAGAAACACUCUUCAGAUGGUUUAUCCAAGGCCGUCUCUACUUUGUCAGCUUAUGUCUCUGUGGUUGUUUUAGUUUUUGGACCAUUGAUUUUCUUUUAUAUCUGGCCCUUCCUCUCAUCAGAUUUGGACAAAUUUCUUGCUAUCUUUGAUGCAAUUCUCACUCCUUUUCUGAAUCCAGUCAUCUAUACAUUGAGGAACAAGGAGAUGAAGGCAGCAAUGAAGAAACUUUGCCAUCAACUUGUGAGUUAGGAAGAUGUCCUAGCUAUUCUAAAGAUAAACAACAAUGUAGCUCUGCACUUGAAGACAAUGGAAGAAAUAAAGUCAACGAAAUUUAUAUCUCAAUUACUUUUGUGUACUAGGUUACAUAUAGGCAUUUACCGUGUUAUUGUGUAUCUCUAGUACUCUAAUCAAUAACGAUAAAGGGAGCUAACGUUGGAGGCUUCUGUGUUUCAGACCCUAUGCUGGAUGUUUAAUAGAGAUCAUUUAAUAUUCAUGACAACUCUGUGCAGUGAGUAUUUUUACCUCAAUAAUAUUUUUUAUAAGUUAAGACAUGCUGUCUGCUCAUUGUCUUUGUAAUUACUAUGUGAAAUGUUUCAAACCUAAGCUAUCUUUCACCGAAUUUCCCACUUUCAUUAAUCUUCUCUCUCAAAAGGUGCCAAACAGAGGAUGUGUUCAAUAAUUCAGUGUUGGAAGUUAGUGUAUUAUUCCUCUUCACUGUUAUACUUUCCCUGUUUUGAAUUGCUCAAUGUGUUUUUCUCAAACUACCUACCAAACUGUCAUAAUGCCUAAUUGCUUUCAUUUCACUCAUUCUUGCUUUAGUAUCUGCUUGCUUCCUGUAUCCUUUGGCUACUUAGAGAACUGUUGCUUAUAUAAUAGAAGUUUGGAAAUUUAGAACUGGAAUUUGAGAGAUCAUUUGUUCCAACCUAUUAUUUUAUAGAUGAUUAUAUUCAGACACAGAUGUUAUAUGAUAGAUUUGAAAUGAGAAUUUGGUUUCCUCACUUUUAGAUUAAAAAAAAUUUAAGCCCACUUAUUGAUUUAAAUUCUUUAGCUUUCCACUAACAAACUGUACCCCUGCCCUUCUAUUGCCUUUUUAUUUCUGACCCCAGUGAGC
Messenger RNA from Chlorocebus sabaeus (green monkey), 3181 nucleotides. The record is from RefSeq and is a predicted model, not a curated record. Lineage: Eukaryota; Metazoa; Chordata; Mammalia; Primates; Cercopithecidae.